Molecule: messenger RNA, 1061 nt
Organism: Phalaenopsis equestris
Lineage: Eukaryota; Viridiplantae; Streptophyta; Magnoliopsida; Asparagales; Orchidaceae
Product: probable adenylate kinase 1, chloroplastic
Exons: 5
Coding region: 1-906 (301 amino acids)
Biological process (GO): nucleobase-containing compound metabolic process
Cellular component (GO): mitochondrion; cytoplasm
Molecular function (GO): ATP binding; AMP kinase activity
Source: RefSeq, a predicted model, not a curated record
AUGGCGUGGAGACUGCGAUCUCCAUGGAGGCAUCGAUACGUUUGCUACGAAGGAAGUAGGGCCGGCCCCGCUGGCGCCGCCGUCGCCGACGUUCCGGCGAGAAGAGCUUUUUCAGCGGCGACGGAGGCGGCGGAUUCUCAGUUUCCGGCGAGCCUUAUGAGGAUUUCGCGGCCGGCGCAGAGGGAUCUGAAGGAGCGGAGCGUGCAGUGGGUGUUUCUCGGCUGUCCCGGAGUGGGGAAAGGAACGUAUGCGAGCCGUCUGUCCCGGCUACUCGGUGUUCCUCAUAUCGCCACCGGUGAUCUCGUUCGAGAAGAGCUUGCUUCUUCUGGUCCUUUGGCUCGGGAGCUUGCUGCAAUUGUAAACAAAGGAAAGCUGGUCUCUGAUGAAAAUAUAAUCAAUCUCUUAUCUAAACGUCUUGAGAGUGGCGCUGCUAAGGGUGAAUCAGGCUUCAUUCUUGAUGGUUUUCCGCGAACUGUUAGACAAGCGGAAAUACUGGAUGGAUUCACCGACAUUGACCAGGUGAUCAACCUGAAGCUCAGAGAAGAUGUUCUACUUGAAAAGUGUCUUGGAAGAAGGAUCUGCAGCCAGUGUGGAGGGAACUUCAAUGUUGCUUCUAUUGAUAUCAAAGGAGAAAAUGGAAAGCCUGGUAUAUACAUGGAACCACUUCUGCCACCGUCGAACUGUGCGUCGAAGCUCAUUUCUCGAACUGACGAUACUGAAGAAGUCGUGAAAGAACGUUUACGAGUAUACCAGGCCACGAGUAAGCCAGUGGAGGAAUUCUACCGCAGUCAAGGAAAGCUGCUGGAGUUCCAUCUGCCUGGAGGAAUUCCAGAGUCUUGGCCCAGACUUCUCCAAGCACUCAACCUUGAUGAUUUCCAUGAAAAUCAAUCUGCAGCUGCUCAAUAAUCAUUAAAGAAUAUAUAUAUAUAUAUAUAUAUUUCAAUUAUAAUGUUAUAACACUGAUAUCUGACGUUGAAAAAGGUGUUCAUAGCAGGUAUAUCAUUCCAAUGUAUUUAUUAGUUUUGUUUCUAUAAAUUACUUAUUUUCAAAUAAGGGGGAAA